Molecule: messenger RNA, 1297 nt
Organism: Zingiber officinale
Lineage: Eukaryota; Viridiplantae; Streptophyta; Magnoliopsida; Zingiberales; Zingiberaceae
Product: EEF1A lysine methyltransferase 2-like
Exons: 7
Coding region: 127-1161 (344 amino acids)
Biological process (GO): peptidyl-lysine monomethylation; peptidyl-lysine dimethylation
Cellular component (GO): cytoplasm
Molecular function (GO): protein-lysine N-methyltransferase activity
Source: RefSeq, a predicted model, not a curated record
UCCAUUUCAACGCUUCCCCUCAAUUGCCAGCCUUUAUAUAUAUGCAUCAACCUCUCCAGUCGCGUCCGCCCGACUUCAUUCUAGGGUUUUCUUUUACUUCUCCAGUUCAUCUCCGACGAUCCUUGAAUGGCGGGAGUCCGGUGGCCACCAGAGGACUCCGAUCUGAACCCGCCGCGGCCGGCGGCUGCGACCGCCGCUGCCGCCGCAGCCGAGCAGAUGAUAUCUGACGACGACCGCUCAGUGGCGGCCGACUCGUGGUCCAUCAAGAGCGAGUACGGAAGCACUCUGGAUGACGAACAGCGCCACGCUGAUGCCGUAGACAUGCUCUCCGGUUGCAAUUUCCCCGCCGCCUCCGAUUACAGUUCUGAUAAGGAUGGGCCUGACUCAAAUGAGGUUGAGGCAUCAUUACUGGGGUUACAAAGCUAUUGGGAUGCUUCUUACGCCGAGGAUCUUGCCAAUUUUCAUGAACAUGGCCAAGCUGGUGAAAUUUGGUUUGGAAUUGAAGUGAUGGAUACUGUUGCAACUUGGACCAAAACUUUGUGUGCAAACAUUUCUCAGCCACAUAAAUCAGAAGGCAGUAGCAACUCUGGACCUGAUCCUGAUAGCAUCUCUAAAGAUCUGUCUAGCUGGGGUGUACUUGAUAUUGGAACUGGGAAUGGCUUGCUGCUUCAAGAGUUAGCGAAACAAGGGUUCUCUGAUUUAACUGGAACAGAUUAUAGCGAAGGAGCAAUUGUUCUUGCACAAAAGAUUGCCACUCGAAAUGGUUUUCCUAAUAUAAAUUUUAUGGUUGAUGAUGUUUUGGAGACAAAACUGAACAGAAAAUUCCAUCUUGUAAUGGACAAAGGAACAUUCGAUGCCAUUGGAUUGCACCCUGAUGGCCGAAUGAAAAGGCUAAUGUAUUGGGAAUCAGUAUCAAACUUGGUUGCAUCUGGUGGUAUCCUGGUGAUUACCUCCUGUAAUAGCACAAAAGACGAGCUGUUGCAAGAAGUGGAAAACUUCAAUCACAAAAUGCUUGAUAUACAGGAUCUGGACCAGGACCAGGAAGGAAGUGAUGAGAAUGUGGUUUUCCAGUACCUUGAUCAUGUUCGAACCUAUCCAACUAUCUUGUUUGGUGGCAUCGAAGGAUCUCGUGUUUGCACCGUUGCGUUUCAGCGCCUCUGAAUCACCAUGUGUUUGGUUUCUUAAACCCAUACAACUAAAGAAAGGGUGAUAUUGAUUGCACUAGAGCAAGUGGUUUUCUUCUAAUUGGUCGUGUAAACUUAUUCCUAUUUAAUGAGUUACCAUAGUUUAUCUUCUA